This is a messenger RNA of Acanthaster planci (crown-of-thorns starfish), 2802 nucleotides long. Its product is annotated as GDP-fucose protein O-fucosyltransferase 1-like. The record is from RefSeq and is a predicted model, not a curated record. Gene Ontology annotation, molecular function: peptide-O-fucosyltransferase activity. Gene Ontology annotation, cellular component: endoplasmic reticulum. Lineage: Eukaryota; Metazoa; Echinodermata; Asteroidea; Valvatida; Acanthasteridae. Gene Ontology annotation, biological process: regulation of Notch signaling pathway; Notch signaling pathway; protein O-linked glycosylation via fucose.
GCGUGGCUAGGUUUUUACGAUCGAGGGCGCUGUACACACGGAACGGAACUUAAAGUUGAAAGUGCCGAAACGCAUCCAUAAAGGGCUGUCUUUAAAGUCCCGGAAAUGGGGGUCUUUUGGGGCAAUUGGGGGGUUGUCUCAAUUGUAGUACUAGUCGCCAACACUGAUGCGGCAGAAGGAAGCAUAAAUUCUCCUCAAGACAAUCUCAACCUUGCUGGCGAUGGGCAGUUUUGUGAUGCUGCCGCACAACCUUGUCCCGGACAACGUCUACACCGAUCCAAAGGUGCGGGGGUCCGGGGAGCCGGAGAAGGAGAGUUCGACUGGGCGGGGCAGGAUGAGGAGCUUGCCCAUGACCACGUGACCAAAGAUGGAUGGGAUGGAAAUGGUUACAUAACAUUUUGUCCUUGUAUGGGAAACUUUGGAAACCAGAUAGAGCAAUAUCUUGGUGCUAUCGCUCUCGCCAAAGUCGUGAACAGAACGCUGAUACUGCCCCCCUUUUAUCACGUGUAUCACCGGGCAAGACAGUUGCAGAAUGUACCAUUCACAGACCUUUUUCAACUGGGUGCCCUACGACAGUUCCAUCGUGUCAUUCCUGUGCAUGAUUUUCUGACCAUACUAGCUCCGGAGCACUGGCCAGCAGGCCAGCGUAGGGGCUAUGCCUACCCCUUCGGUGGAGAAUGCAGUCUAACCCAAAGUAAAUAUUUCUACAAGGAUCUAAAUCCACCUGUUGUAUUUGAUGACUGCGUACCAUGCAAGUUGCGAUUUGAUGUCAAUUUCAGUGCUGAUGAGAGGGCAAAGGGAGCCAUCAAAAACUUGUGGUCAAACAGUUUUUCUCCACAGAGUCAUCCUGUCCUGGCCUUCAAUGGUCCCAUUGGCAUCUUUCCCAUGAUUGCUGGGAACCGGUAUCUUCAGAAAUACCUCCGUUGGGCAGAUACUGCCUAUUUCGCUGUGGCCCAGGUCUACAUUUCUGAGACCUUUGGCAAAGACAUCUGGGUGGCUAUUCACUUGAGAAAUGGAGAGGAUUGGGUCAAGGCAUGUAAAACAGACCUUAGCACUUUAGCGUAUAUGAUGGCAUCGCCGCAGUGUCAUGAGAAAAAAAUUGGAGCUGUCACCAAGGAUCUGUGCCUCCCUAGUAUACCUCAUAUGUUAGAGCUGACACUGCAAGUCUUUCAGGACGUCAAAGCCAAGCAUCUCUUCAUCGCAACUGACAAGCAUCCUCAUCUCCAGGAAUUCAGGAUGCUGCUUCACCCUCUGGGAGUGUCGGUUCACCAUUUGAAUCCAGACAUUCCUCAAGUUGACCUGAUGAUCCUUGGCCAAGCCGAUUUCUUCAUUGGCACCUGUACCUCGUCAUUUACCUCAUUUGUGAAGCGGGAACGAGAUGCCAACGGCAAACCUUCCAUUUUCUGGGGACAGGAGUAUAAAGGCUUUCAAUAGACGAUCUGUCACCGUGUAACCGUGACAACUACCCUGAUUUGUCCAUAACUUUAAACAAAUCAGAGAGCACAAAUCGAUCGGCACAUUUGUAAAACCAUAUUAGGGCUACUUCCAUUGUGUUUGUUACUAUCACAGUUUGUUUCAAACUGAACGUUUGUUUGAGAUGUUUUACACCAUUCAUAUGAGGGAGUAUUUGCUUGUAUCAUUUACUCUAAAUUACUCACUGCCAUUGCUGUAUUCAGAAAAAUCUUUAGGAUGAUAGUUUUAUGCGUCCGUCAAUGAAAUUUUUUUGUCUAUAAAUGAAUGCAUAUUUACCUUUAUUUAACCAGGAUAUAUCUGAGGUUGAAAACCAUAGUUCAGUUUUCAAUUUCAUAUACUUGCUAACCUUGUGCAGUACUUAACGUUUUUAUAAAUUCAACAUAAAAUGUAUUUUUGGAGAUAUAUAUUUUUAUACAGAAAUUGUAAUGUUUCUUACUGUGAUACAUUUUGGAUGUAAUGCAUUUACAGGGGUGUGAAAAUUCAGCUUUUUAGCUGAUUUCAGCUUUUUUGUUUAGAUGUUGACCCUGAGUUUCAGCUUUUUUUACAGCUGGUCUGUACAAAAGUAUGGGAACCUUUUCCAAUUCAACUUUUUGCUAGCUGUUUCCAGCUCUAAUUUUAAGCGGGUGCUCACACCCUGGAAUUUGAAACAAAGUGAAACCAUUUUAAAUGACUGUACAUUGUACUUUUUAAACAUUUUUAAGGUUAGGAUUCCAUGAAUAAACAUGAUUGGCGGGGCCCAUUGUCACUUUUUUUCACAAGCUGAAUGCCAGAAUUGUUAUAUGCACCGGAAUAUUCAAAAGAAAUGUUUUCUACGAGUUUUAUCUAGAUGUGAAAGCUUUUUAUGCCCAAAGUCUUGAAUACACUCUGUAAUAUUGUACUUUAAGUUGUAUUCAGGGGAGUUUAACAGUUUUAUGCAGGGUGAGUCAUUUUUAGUGAUAGUUACAGUCUCAUUUGUCUAGCUAGGAAAUAUCCAGGUAAUUAGUUGUUUUGAGUUGGGUGUUGAUCUGUCUCCUGUCUAUUUGUGUAAAACACUGAUAGUAUCUGGUACAUAGCCAAGUUAUUGAUUUUCCUUUGUUGAUUUGUGCAAUGUAGGUAAAGCCAACAUUUCCUGCUUAUUUAUUCACUUUGACACCAUUCCUUUUUAUUUUGUCUUGAAAUAUUUCGACUCGCUUUUAACUAAACACCCUCAUUCCUUGUUUUGAAUCAAUAAUUUAGGUGCUAAUAAUUGUAAAAAUGAUGGUGCAUUGGUUUCAAAGUUGGAUUCGGAAUUCGUCGGAAUACUUUCGUGCUGAGGAUGACAGAAAUAAACUGAUUUUUGAUUGACGGUGG